Messenger RNA from Acanthosepion pharaonis, 774 nucleotides. Lineage: Eukaryota; Metazoa; Mollusca; Cephalopoda; Sepiida; Sepiidae. The record is from the annotation of a GenBank genome assembly.
AUGAUCCACAAGCAGAAAGACUUAUUAGCAAUCAGGGAGGAACAGGGCUCAUUCUCCCGGCUUUCGCGUAGCCAACUACCUACCCACCCUACUGCUACCACUUACUCAUAUUCCUUACUUGAGUUCCUUACAUUUCUCUUUGUCUUCUCUCCUCCUACUCCGGCCUACUGUGUAAUUGCUAAAGGUAUCACUCACAAAAAAUAUUGGCUGGAGAAUAGCAUAGCAUUUGUUUAUCUUUUCUUUCCUCCAUCUAUCCCUCUUUUGUUCUCAUCCCUCCUCUCCCCCUUUCACUCUCACCCCUUCUCUCUCCUCCUCUCCCACUUUCACUCUCAUCCCUCCUCUCCUCCUUUUGUUCUCAUCCCUUCUCUCCCCUCCCUCACUGGAAUCCCUUCUCUCCCCUCCUCUCACUCUCAUCCCUUCUCUCCACUCUUCUCAACUCUCAUCCCUUCUCUCCCUCCCUCCCUUUUGUUUCAUCCCUCCUCUCCCCCCUUUCACUCUCAUCCCUUAUCUCCCCCCUCUCCCACUUUCACUCUCAUCCCGUCUCUCCUCCUUUUGUUUUCAUCCCUUCUCUCCCCUCCUCUCCCCCUUUCACUCUCAUCCCUCCUCUCCCCCUUUUGUUCUCAUCCUCCUCUCAUCCUUCCCCUUCUCUCCCCUCCUCUCAAUCUCAUCCCUUCUCUCCCUUUUGUUCUCAUCCCUAUUCUCCAUCCCCGCCCCCCCCGGAGAUUCCCUUAUCUUUCCCUUUCUUCACUCUCAUCUACAGAGGCCUUGACUUGA